AUGUUCGCCUUCCUCUACCUCCUCUCGCUCACAGUAGCCUCCGCCUCUCCCAUCCACCUCAAACGCCAAACCACCACCCGCAGCCCCGACUACUCCGGCGCUUCCCUCCUCUCUUCCCCCGACGGUACCGCCAUCAACUACAUCACCGCCCAAAUCAACGUCCCCGAAACAAAAUUCGUCGCAGCCGAAGGCUCCCCAGGAACCACCCAACUUUCCACAGCUUGGGUUGGCAUUGGCGCCGGCCACCCACGCUCGGGCAAUGGCAUCAUCCAAACUGGCUGCUCGUUCUUCAAUGACGGUUAUCAGGACCUGUAUACCCGUUGUUGGUACGAAUUCUUCCCGGCGAAGGCGCAAUACUUUGAUGGGUUUAGUCCGAACACGGAUGAUACGCUUCUGCUGGAAAUCACGAGGGUGAAUCCUACGACGGGGCAUGCUGCCAUCACGAAUUUGAAUACCGGCGAAGCUGUGUCAACGGAUUUCCCUGCGCCUGACGACGGCACGGCCAGUACUGGUCCUGAUGCGGAUUGGGUGGUUGAGAAUCCCCAAGGAACGAACAACUUCGCGGAUUUCCAGGUUCAAUUUUUUGAGGGUUGCAGUGCGACGACGGAGGGUGGGGAAUACGUAUGGGCCUAA
This is a messenger RNA of Zasmidium cellare ATCC 36951, 633 nucleotides long. RefSeq lists its product as uncharacterized. Lineage: Eukaryota; Fungi; Ascomycota; Dothideomycetes; Mycosphaerellales; Mycosphaerellaceae. The record is from RefSeq and is a predicted model, not a curated record. Bases 1 to 633 code for a protein of 210 amino acids. Gene Ontology annotation, molecular function: glutamic-type endopeptidase activity. The transcript has a single exon. Gene Ontology annotation, biological process: proteolysis.